GGAUAAAUUGCUCCAAGAUCAUGCGAUGGAAGAUAAAUUGAUCUCCCUUGCCAAAAGAAAAGGCUGGAAACGGUGUCCCUCUUGCCGUAGACUGGUGGAAAAGGUUACUGGUUGCGAUCACAUUUCGUGCCGGUGCGGACAGCACUUCUGCUACAAAUGUGGAGAACCAUAUUCUCUUUCAUAUGGACAUCAUUGUCCCGGGCCUAGACAACCACAACAGCAACAGCAUUAAGAGCGAGUGUGGCGAGAGCAAGUUGAUUACACUCCGUUAAUUUAGAAUACAACCAGUCGACAG
Messenger RNA from Xylaria bambusicola, 295 nucleotides. RefSeq lists its product as uncharacterized. The transcript is spliced from 3 exons. Gene Ontology annotation, cellular component: ubiquitin ligase complex; cytoplasm. Gene Ontology annotation, molecular function: zinc ion binding; ubiquitin conjugating enzyme binding; ubiquitin protein ligase activity. NCBI's taxonomy places the organism in Eukaryota, Fungi, Ascomycota, Sordariomycetes, Xylariales, Xylariaceae. Bases 26 to 232 code for a protein of 68 amino acids. Gene Ontology annotation, biological process: ubiquitin-dependent protein catabolic process; protein polyubiquitination; positive regulation of proteasomal ubiquitin-dependent protein catabolic process. The record is from RefSeq and is a predicted model, not a curated record.